Molecule: messenger RNA, 956 nt
Organism: Magallana angulata
Lineage: Eukaryota; Metazoa; Mollusca; Bivalvia; Ostreida; Ostreidae
Product: COMM domain-containing protein 2-like
Exons: 5
Coding region: 69-668 (199 amino acids)
Source: RefSeq, a predicted model, not a curated record
GUUUCCGGAUUUUUACGACAAUCGUAAUUCUUGUGGGCGUGUCGUAAGUCAAAGUGAAAGUUGUAACAAUGUUGUUGAUGUUUGAAGAUCAGCACAAGGAACACUUGUCGUUCCUCACACAAGUCAGUCCAGAUGUUGUCAAAGAGUUCUGCAGGAUUAGCAUGGAAUUUAUUAGAAAAGGGACCAAUCCAAAAAUAUUCCAAGGAGCAGCACAGAAGUUGAAUGUGGAUGUAGAUACAGUUCACCAUGGUGUAGAGGGACUAAUGUACCUGUUGACAGAGAGCUCCAAACUGAUGCUGAAUGAGAUUGAUUUCCAAGACUCCAUUAUGACCCUCGGAUUUGAUGAGGACACUAGACAAACCCUGCUUGAGAUAUAUCUACAGAAUAGGCAAGAAAUCAGAACCAUUUUAUCUGAGAUGACAAUGGAUCUCCCUCAUUAUCAUAACUUGGAGUGGCGGUUUGAUGUUCAGCUUGCCAGCAGGUCUCUAAGAAGGCAGACAACUCCAACCGUUUUGUUUAAACUCCACACGGAGGACUCUGGGGUCAAGGAUACUACAAUCUUACAGACUGACCCCGUGAACUUACUUCACUUAACCAAGGUUCUAGAUGAAGCUCUUCAAGAAAUGAAGUCACCAUAUUGCAGAAGAAUAGUUCGGAAUAUCAAAUGACUGUUGCUUGCACCAUAUUAUACCAUAAUAUUAACAUUUCACAACUUGAAUGGACAUGGUAUUCUAGAUAUUAUAAUAUUUGUGGUCUCCUCAAGUUGUCGACAUUGACUUGAUAUGCAUACUUUACCAUACUUACAUGCAUAUAGCUCAGGAAAAUUCAAAUGAACUGUACAGAAUGCAAUAUACUUACAUGUGUAUUGUAUGUUACAGACAAAUAUGAAUAUUUUGUCUAUUUUUAUCAUGUUGCCAAUGUUGAACUUCAAUAAAAAAGGAAAAUGCCUCUGUAGA